AUGGAGGAAUUAAACAAAGGAAAUUCAUUGUUUGUUGAUGAGAACUACGAAGAUGCUUUGACUCACUACAAUAAAGCAUGUACUGAGUUGCCCAAUUCAUUUGAGGCAUUCUUCAGACGUUCUCAAUGUCAUCAAAAGUUAGACUCGAUCAAUGAUGCACUUCAAGAUAUCAACAACUGUAUUAAAUUAGAACCAAACAACCCAAAGAGUUAUUUAAAGAAAGGUCAAUAUUGUUUCGAAUUGGAAGAGUAUGAUACAGCUUUGAGUGUAUUUGAAAAAGGUUUGGCAUUGGAACCAGAGAAUUCUCAAUUAAAGACAUGGGUUAGAAAGACAAAGGCAGAGUUGGAACAAAGCCAACCAGCACCAGUACCAACUCCAACACCAGCUGCACCAGUUGCUGCUAAACCAACUACCACUACUACUGCUACACCAGCAGCUGCAACAACCAUCACACCAACACCAACAACCACUACACCAGCAGCACCAGCUAAACCACAAUUACCAGUACCAUCAUCAGGUACCAAGGUUAGACAUGAAUGGUAUCAAACUGGAACACACGUAACCUUGACAAUCUUUGCCAAGUUUGUAACAAAAGAAAACUCUAAUAUUGAGAUUAAAGAUAAAUCUAUUAAUAUUUCAUUUGCAAUGGCAACAGGUAGUGAAUACAGUUUUGAUAUCGAUUUCUUUGACCCAGUUGUUCCAGCAGAGAGCACAACUAAAUUCUAUAGUACAAAGGUUGAGAUCGUUUUAAAGAAAUCAAGAGCUAUCAGAUGGGAUAAUCUCGAGUUCACCGGUAAGGAGGGACCAGUUGGAACUAUCGAUACACCAGCACCAAAACCAUUGGUAUCACCAUACCAAACCAACAAGAAUUGGGACAAGAUUGAUGCCGGUGAAGACAAAGAGGGUGAUCCAUUGAAUCGUGUAUUCCAAGAUAUUUUCUCAAAGGGAUCGGAAGAGCAACAACGUGCAAUGAUGAAAUCAUUCGUUGAGUCUGGAGGUACUGUUCUCUCGACCAACUGGGAGGACGUAGCAAAGAAGACUGUAAAGGGUGCACCACCAAAGGGUAUGGAAGUUAGAUCGUGGGCCGACGGUGAGAAAGUUGUCACCGAUAAAAAGAAAAAGAAAGAGUGGGAAGAUGACUCUGAUUCUGAUUCCGAUUAA
Molecule: messenger RNA, 1161 nt
Organism: Heterostelium album PN500
Lineage: Eukaryota; Evosea; Eumycetozoa; Acytosteliales; Acytosteliaceae
Product: TPR repeat-containing protein
Exons: 3
Coding region: 1-1161 (386 amino acids)
Biological process (GO): protein stabilization
Molecular function (GO): protein-folding chaperone binding
Source: RefSeq, a predicted model, not a curated record